This is a messenger RNA of Tribolium castaneum (red flour beetle), 1134 nucleotides long. Its product is annotated as calcium release-activated calcium channel protein 1. The record is from RefSeq and is a predicted model, not a curated record. The coding region runs from base 219 to 983 and encodes 254 amino acids. Gene Ontology annotation, molecular function: store-operated calcium channel activity. The transcript is spliced from 3 exons. Gene Ontology annotation, biological process: store-operated calcium entry. NCBI's taxonomy places the organism in Eukaryota, Metazoa, Arthropoda, Insecta, Coleoptera, Tenebrionidae. Gene Ontology annotation, cellular component: membrane.
CUACUGCGGCUUAGUAGUCUAGUGGACAUCGUCGCCGUAGGCGACCCCAGUUCUCUAUUACGUCUUGGUGGGAGAAGCACAAUGAUGUUCAGUCGAACGGCCUCUUGUGUUGGUUCGCAAUGUUUGAGUUGAAUUAUUUUUUCAAACACUAGUCGCAUCACCACACCAGUAAUUUGUUUACAUUUCCUUCCAGGAUUAUUAAAGUGGGAGUGUAACUCAUGUCUGUGUGGAGCACCUCAGGGGGCCUAGAUCCAGGCAAGACGUUCAAAGCGAAAGGGGACAACACGCUGUAUAAGAGGAACCAUCAGUUUUUAUUUUUCCAGUGCAGAAUGUCGCAAUCCGGCGACGACCUCCACUCAUCUCAAUAUUUAUCAUGGCGGAAGCUCCAUUUAAGCCGCGCCAAACUCAAAGCGUCCAGCAAAACAUCGGCUCUAUUAUCUGGCUUCGCAAUGGUUGCGAUGGUAGAGCUCCAACUUCAGACACCCAUGACCAUUCCAAGCACAGUCCUAGUCGUAUUUGCGAUCAUUACAACACUACUUGUUGCAGUUCAUAUGCUGGCUCUAAUGAUCAGCACUUGUAUUUUACCGAAUAUUGAGGCGAUUUGUAAUUUAGAUGCGAUCGGACUUGUUCACGAAUCGCCACACGAGAGAUUGCAUUGGUACAUUGAAACAGCUUGGGCUUUCUCGACUUUGCUCGGAUUGUUGCUGUUUCUGGCCGAAAUUGCGAUUCUCUGUUGGGUUAAGUUUUAUGAUAUUAAUAAAACGGCCGCUUGGUCGGCCAGUGUUGUUCUUAUACCGAUUUUGUUUGUGUUUCUCGCUUUUGCGAUACAUUUUUACCGAUCGCUUGUUGCUCACAAAUAUGAAAUGACGGUUUCGGGGAUUAGGGAGCUUGAAAGGCUCAAGGAACAGAUUGAGCAAGGGGAUAUUGAGCACAAUAGGGUUAAUGGUGUCAAUGAUUUACUUUCAGGUGUGCACAUUGUUUAAUUACACAUUUUUUACAAUUCAUGGCUGUGUACAAGUACAGUUUUCUCAAGACAUGGAGCAAUUGAGAACUGUGAUCUGUUAUAUUUUUAAGCAUUUUUACAUUAUUGUAUUUUUAUUGGUAACGAAAUACAUUUAUUAUUUAUAUACUAAA